AUGUUAACUUUUUUUCUGAACUUUUACAAAAGCGGCUGUGAAAGUAUAUUACCAAGUGGAAAUUGUUCUUUACCAGCCAAAGGACCUACAGAAUUUCCACCAAAUUUUAGUUUUGGUGCUGCAACAUCAGCUUAUCAAAUUGAAGGCAGUUGGAAUGCAGAUGGUAAAGGACCAUCAAUUUGGGAUGAUUUUGUACACAAUCAUCCGGACAAUAUUAUUGAUAGAACAAAUGGUGAUACAGCGGCUGAAUCGUAUCGGUUUUUUGAUUUAGAUUUGGAAGCAUUAAAGUAUCUCAAGGUCAAUCACUAUCGUUUUUCAAUUUCUUGGACAAGAAUCUAUCCAACUGGUGACAUUUCAUCGAAAAAUCAAAAAGGAAUCGAUCAUUACAACAUGGUUAUCGACAAGCUUUUAGCAAAUGGUAUUCAACCAAUGGUUACAAUAUUUCACUACGAUCUUCCUGUAGAGCUUCACAAAUUAGGUGGUUUUACAAAUGAGCUUUUUAUCGAUUAUUAUGUGACCUAUGCUGAAGAGUUAUUCAAAAACUUUGGUGAUCGGGUUAAAACUUGGAUAACAUUCAAUGAACCAGUUAGAUUUUGUAAACCUGGUUACGGAACUGGAAGAGAUCCACCACAAGUGACUGCCUCCGGUAUUGGAGAUUAUCUUUGCCUGGCCACCAUUCUAAAGGCACAUGCUGCUGCUUAUCAUAUGUACCGAGAAAAAUACUUUCAACAGCAAAAUGGAAAAAUAGGAAUCACUCUUGACACAUCAUUCUUCUUUUCGGAAACGAAUGAUACUGAACUUAUUGAUCGAUGUUUGCAAUUUAGCUUAGGAAUUGAAGCACAUGCAAUUCACAGCAAAACUGGUGGAUUUCCUGAAGUAUUGAUCAAAGAUAUUGGAAGAAAUAGUUUGCAAGAAGGUAGAAUAAGAUCACGACUUCCAAGUUUAGAAGGAAAAUGGAAGGACUAUAUUCGAGGUACAGCAGACUUUUUGGGAAUCAAUCAUUACACAUCGAAAUAUGUAAAACGGGCUACUCAACCAAUGGGAACAAAUCCAUCAAUGGACAGGGAUUAUGAUACUGUGGAAAUUGUUGAUGAGAAGAAUUGGCUUAAAGGGAAAUCAUUUUGGCUCUUCUGUAUUCCAGAAGGAAUGGAAGGACUAUUAAAACACAUUCGUGAUGAAUAUGAUAAUGUUGAGGUUAUUAUCACAGAAAAUGGUUGGUCUGAUGAGGGAGAACUUGAAGAUGAUAAUCGAAUUCAUUUUAUGAAGAGUUAUAUUCAAGGUGUAUUAAAUGCAAUAAAUGAUGGUUGCAAUGUAACUCAUUACACUUAUUGGAGUUUACUUGAUAAUUUCGAAUGGACUAAAGGAUAUACGGAACAUUUUGGAUUGUUUACUGUUGAUAUGAAAAGUCCGAAAAGAAAACGGACACCAAAGAAGUCAGCUGGUUAUUAUAGGAGAAUAAUUGAAUCAAAAGGAAUUCCUAUAGACUGAGAUAAUUAAUGUAGAGUAUUUUAUAAAAAAAUUAAAGCAAACAAAAAAAAUUCGAAAACUUAAUCUGAUUAUUCUAAAACCACGCUCUUAAAUUUAUAAAGAAAAGAAAAGAUUCCAAAGCUUGCAGUUUUAAAAUUUUUACAUUAAUGAUGAA
Molecule: messenger RNA, 1642 nt
Organism: Episyrphus balteatus (marmalade hoverfly)
Lineage: Eukaryota; Metazoa; Arthropoda; Insecta; Diptera; Syrphidae
Product: myrosinase 1-like
Exons: 7
Coding region: 1-1488 (495 amino acids)
Biological process (GO): carbohydrate metabolic process
Molecular function (GO): beta-glucosidase activity
Source: RefSeq, a predicted model, not a curated record